Molecule: messenger RNA, 1152 nt
Organism: Ylistrum balloti
Lineage: Eukaryota; Metazoa; Mollusca; Bivalvia; Pectinida; Pectinidae
Product: proton-coupled amino acid transporter 2-like
Exons: 7
Coding region: 1-1152 (383 amino acids)
Biological process (GO): amino acid transmembrane transport
Cellular component (GO): vacuolar membrane
Molecular function (GO): amino acid transmembrane transporter activity
Source: RefSeq, a predicted model, not a curated record
AUGGGAUGGCUUGCCACAUUCAACAUACUGACGCUGAUACACUGCUCUCAGCUGAUGUGUAAACGACUAAAAGUUUCAGCACUUGACUAUGUUGAUGUGUUUGGCUACGCAAUGUCAAUUGGUCCGGACUUCUCACGAAACUAUUCUCAAGAAGCAAAGACAGCGGUUGCUGUAAUUUUGACUAUAGCUAACGUAGGGUAUUGUAUAGUCUACAUAUCGAUGGCAGCUGCAUAUUUACAACAACUUGUGCCAGUGUACAUAGGUGACCAUUUGUUCCUGCGUCCAUAUGUGGUAUUUUUCGGUGUGUUGUUACUGCCGAUAGGCAUGACAACGACUUUGACACUCCUUGCUCCAUUUUCAACACUUGGAAACAUUUUCAACAUGAUCAGCCUCGUCACCGUGAUACAGUACAUCUGCAGGGACUUACCGAGCAUUGACUCUGUACCAUCGUUCUCAGGAAUUCACGAACAACGUGACUUAGUACUUAUAGCCAUUUCGAAUAUCAUGUUUUCUUACGAAGGAAUUGGCACUGUCCUGUCUAUCGAGAACAGGAUGGCUGAAAAACAUAGUUAUGGUAGAUGGAAUGGUCUUGCGGCGCUUGGAAUGUCGAUAACGGUCAGCGUAUAUACAGCCUGUGGUUUCUUCGGUUUCCUCAAGUUUGGCGAAAAGACGAAACCCUCCCUGAUCUUGAAUCUCCCAACAGAUGAAGUGUGGUAUCAGGGUAUCAAGGUGCUCAAUAUAUUAGGCCUUUAUACCGCAGUUGGAUUCACAUUAUUUGUUCCAUCCAAAGUAAUCUGGCAAGGUAUUGAAAGGAGGGUUACAUCAGGAACGUUGAUCAGAUAUGGAGAAUAUGUUGUCAGACUACUCAUUAUGCUUUUUAUGACCUUGUUUGCGAUGGCAGUUCCAAACAUGGACCUGUUACAACCACUCGUAGGCGCUAUGUGUGGCAGCUCGUUGUCGUUCGUGUUCCCCCCACUCAUGAUGACAUUUAUUUUGUGGAUUCCAGACGAGAAGGUUGAACAAUCAACAUGGAAACGCGUGAAACAUAAAAUUUUAAUUAUAUUUUAUAUAACAUUGUUUUUAUUGGGUUUAAGUUUUACCGUAUUUGGCACAGUAGAGGCGGUAAUGCGAAUUUUACGCCGGUACGGAUAG